AUGAGGGAAUACGAGCCCCGGGUCGUCCCGUGGCGCUUCAAGAGUGAUCUAGAUGAACUCAGCGUGUGGUUUUAUCCCAACAAAAGUGGAGCGCCAGAUAUGCGCCGUGAGGGAGUUGCCAGAGUGAAGUGUUGGUCGAGUAGAGGACCAUAUGUGCCACACACAGUGGAAUCCACGGCCCACUUGACAGACGCAAAACUAACGGACGAGCAAGGGAUAACUAGUGAUAUACCUCUGCAGUUGAGCUACACAAUGGCUAUGAUCAGGUUUGUCAAUGGGCUGUUAGACCCCACACAGCAAUCGCAAUUUGCUAUCCCAUUGCAUGUCUUGGCCGAGAGAAUGGGACUGCCGUCAUGGUUUGUGGAGCUUAGACACUGUGGGACGCACGAGAGGGAAAUGCCAAGUCUCGAGAUGCUUCGGAUGGCAACCGAUCAAGCACUAGACUGGCUCUGGGAUAACUACUGGAACGCAGAGCCAGAGCAGGAGUUCUAUGGCGAAAGUGCGGGACUAGACUCUGAACGUGCAACUCCGGAUUCAGUGGUGGAUUCCCAGGAUAUAGACCGGGUUUUGAGAAAAAUACCCUCAAUCUCUAACCUUUUGGCAAGCAACAGAGACCUUUGGAAACUGCAACGAGUUUCAUCGACCUUCACUGGGGAGCAGGAUGCGCGAGGACCACCAAUCAAGAAAAGUAAAAAAGAAGAGAAUCCGGAGGAGCGCUUAGAAAGGUUUGUUGUGACUAUGAAAGAUGCCUGGAAGAGCUCCAGGGGCCAACGUGACGUCUUUUUGGAGAAGUUCAUGCGAAAGUAUCGCUCGCAUUGGCGUGGGGUCCUGGAGCUUCUGGCUCAUCGUAUUCACUCUUUCGGAUUCGACUUGAGUCGAUGGAUUUUGGAGAAUUACGAGCUAACAUUGAAAUCAGGACAAAGCCCACUACGAGAAAUCUUCGAUGGCCCGCAGCUACAGAAAGUAGUUUCUCAAGUUUGCGAGCAUGCAUUAGACGAGAAGAAAAUGAUUAUGGACUGGACUAGAUGGUGUGAGAUGCUGCGAAACCAUCCAAACUGGAUAGCUUUACAGAUCGUUGAAAGUUGUGACGCUAGAAAUUCAAGCGCUAACGAAAAGUUCCGAAAACGGCAUCACGAUGAGAUACGCGAGCUCAAGGGUCUUUUGCAGCGCUUUAAAACCUGCGUUACAAGCUCCGAUCUUACGAUGUACCAGAUAGCAAGCGUGACGAAGAACAGCAUCGAAGUCAGUCGUGGUAGUCCUUUCCAGACAUCUGCUAACGAGAUCUUGCAAGAUUUACAGAAAUUGAAGCAGGCCGCCGAGCCCAAAUCAUUUAAAUGGGAGCCAGUACCCCAAUGGACUCCGCGUCCCUUCGGACAAGUAUAG
Messenger RNA from Lachancea nothofagi CBS 11611, 1383 nucleotides. Lineage: Eukaryota; Fungi; Ascomycota; Saccharomycetes; Saccharomycetales; Saccharomycetaceae. The record is from the annotation of a GenBank genome assembly.